Molecule: messenger RNA, 755 nt
Organism: Nicrophorus vespilloides
Lineage: Eukaryota; Metazoa; Arthropoda; Insecta; Coleoptera; Silphidae
Gene: eIF3k
Product: eukaryotic translation initiation factor 3 subunit K
Exons: 3
Coding region: 102-749 (215 amino acids)
Biological process (GO): regulation of translational initiation
Cellular component (GO): cytoplasm; eukaryotic translation initiation factor 3 complex
Molecular function (GO): ribosome binding; translation initiation factor activity
Source: RefSeq, a predicted model, not a curated record
UCCUUUUUUGACAGCUUCUGUGGCUGCGCUGCGCGUUUCGUGUUGAUUUUGUAUUUUUCUCAGUUUCCACUCAAGUAUUUGCAGAUUUCUAAGUGAAAACCAUGGCGGAGGCAAUGAAACAAUCCGUGGCUACAAUGCUGAAAGGGAUCGAAAGAUACAACCCUGAUAAUUUGUCCACUCUGGAGAGGUACGUGGUGACGCAGGCGAGGGAGAACGCCUACGAUCUGGAGGCGAACCUCGCAGUUCUCAAGCUGUACCAGUUCAACCCGCACCUGUUCAACAUCGAGAUUACCAGCCAGAUCCUGCUGAAAGCUCUGACCAACUUCCCGCACACAGACUUCAUCCUGUGCAAAUGUUUAUUGACUGAGCAGAGACUGUCUGAAGAACCGAUCAGCCAGAUCAUGUUUUUGGCGCACAUCCUCGAACAGUGCGAUUUCCAAAUCUUCUGGAAACGUAUCGAGACGAUGCCGGACAUGACCUCGCGCAUCACCGGUUUCCUCGAUUCCAUCAGGAAGUUCGUCUGCCACGUCGUCGGCAUCACUUACCAGACGAUCGACCGUACCCAUCUGAGCCAACUUCUUGGAGACAUCAACGACAGCACCAUGAAACACUGGAUCAAGAAGUACGGUUGGAGGGAGGAUGGUAACUUAGUCUUCAUCUCUAACCAGGAGGAGAACAUCAAGACCAAGAACAUCAACGAGAAGAUUGAGUUCGAUCAUGUCGCUGCGAUCAUGAAAUCUUGUCGUUAAUGUAUA